This is a messenger RNA of Paecilomyces variotii, 2151 nucleotides long. Its product is annotated as major facilitator superfamily domain-containing protein. Gene Ontology annotation, molecular function: transmembrane transporter activity. Gene Ontology annotation, biological process: transmembrane transport. Bases 340 to 2085 code for a protein of 581 amino acids. The record is from RefSeq and is a predicted model, not a curated record. Lineage: Eukaryota; Fungi; Ascomycota; Eurotiomycetes; Eurotiales; Thermoascaceae. The transcript is spliced from 3 exons.
CUGGGUUACUCGGCACUGAGCCCGAUAUUAGAAUCGGUGUGCAAACAUGCAACAUUUCUGCAUAGACGGCUGAGCUAUCUUUUCUCUUCUCUUUGAGCUCGUGAAAUCUGCAGUUUAUCUCUUCUUGCCUUUCGUCACUUUCUCAUUUCCCGUUGUUUUUUGAUAAAGACGAACACUACUAUCACCGGUUUCUCGAGAACUCUGGACUUUAUCCGCAAAAAUACCUAAAGUUACCGAAACUAGAGUAUAAUGACAAUUGAAACUUGUGAUACUUUCCCAGAGGUCUUGAAGUUGCGGUGUCUCUGGUAAAGGGCGUCAAUUCGUCUACAGCCUGCCAUAAUGAAGCGCCAACAGGCGGCAGAACGAGCUCUGCACGAUCAGACCAACAUCCUUCCACGGGGGAAACUACUUGUUGUUUUCGCGGGUCUGGCAUCGUCGCUUCUAAUCUGUUUUAUCGACCAGAAUGGAAUCGGAGUUACACUGCCCACAAUUGGCCGCGAUUUGCACGCGGAGAACUCCAUCUCCUGGGCUGGAACAUCAUCCUUGAUCGCCAAUACCAUGUUCACAGUCCUGUAUGGCCGUCUGUCAGACAUCUUUGGCCGGAAAGUCGUAUUCCUGCUUGCGCUCGGGUUGCUGUGCUUUGCGGAUUUGCUCUGUGGUCUCUCGCAGAGUGCUGCUAUGUUUUACAUCUUUCGCGGCAUUGCAGGUAUCGCUGGUGGAGGAGUGACCUCCUUGGCAAUGAUCAUUGUCUCUGAUAUUGUCACACUCAAGGAUCGAGGAAAAUACCAAGGAAUUCUGGGAUCUUGCGUGGGAACAGGCAAUGUUAUCGGGCCAUUCAUUGCCGCAGCGUUCGUUAUGAAAUCAACUUGGCGUGGUUUCUUUUGGAUGAUCUCGCCCCUAGCUGCCAUUUCCGCGGUUAUCGCCUUCUUUCUUCUCCCGAACAAUAUGCGGAAGGACAGUUUGAAAAAGAGCGUUCGCAGAAUCGACUUUUACGGAGUCAUAACUUCCUCUAUUGGCAUCAUCUUCCUUCUGAUCCCCAUAUCCGGAGGCGGAUCUUAUUUCGAGUGGAAUUCCCCUCUGGUCAUUAGCAUGCUGACCAUAGGGGGAUGUUCGUUGAUUGCUUUUCUUCUCAUCGAGUGGAAAGUGGCUGCUCUUCCCAUGACACCGAUAAGUCUGUUCCGAAAUAAAGUCGUUUCGGCUCUCCUCUUCCAGAGCUUCCUGCUCGGAGCGGCAUAUCAGUCGUAUCUGUAUUAUCUGCCUCUUUACUUUCAGAACGCGCGUCAAUGGUCGGCUAUCGAAUCUGCGGCUAUGACUGUUCCUAUGGUGGCCUGUCAAUCCAUCACGUCGAUACUUACAGGGCAGUAUAUCUCCCGCCGUCAACGCUAUGGAGAAGUCAUUUGGACGGGCUUUGGGGUCUGGACACUUGGCACAGGCCUAACUCUUCUCUUCACUCGGACUACUAGCAAAGCAGUCAUUUGUGUCAUCCUUGCUCUAGUUGGCGUUGGCGUUGGCAACACGUUUCAGCCCACUCUUGUAGCUGUCCAGGCUCACUGCACCAAAUCUCAGCGAGCUGUUGCUAUCUCCAACCGCAACUUCUUUCGCUGUCUCGGCGGCGCAUGCGGACUCGCCGUCUCCGCGGCAGUUCUACAGGCAACACUCAGGGCACACUUGCCUCCAGGAUAUGAGAGUCUAGCGCGCGCCACGUACUCCGUACCGUCGAAAUCCAGUGUCCCACCGGAAGAUUGGGAGAGAUUGUUGGAUGCAUACAUGCAUGCAUCCCACUCGGUGUUUAUCCUACAAGUUCCACUAGUCGGGGCGUGUCUCCUGGCAUGCAUAAUUAUCAGAGACAGAGGUCUAGAAAGGCCGAAAGACCCAGCAGAAAUCGAAGCAGAGAUGGAAGCUAAGAGGAAACAAGAAGCUGCUGAAACCAGCGGCGCAAUUGUCGAAGACCAAGGACAAGAAGGCCCAGAAGCGGAUUUGGAAGCAGGUGAGGGAAAUGAAGCGAUAUCCUCGAGCGAAGACCAAUCCCGAGUGCCCUCGAAGGAAUUGUCUCGCAAUGCUGCUGAUCCAGAGAAGUUCGCAUAAUGGGCUUAGGAACGUAAUGGGCUUAAUGAUGAUACGGGUACAUAUAUUCUGACUUGUUCAUUGCUU